CACAGCUGCCCUCAGGAGCUCUGAUAGACCAGGCCAAACACCUGGGCAACCUGACCUUCAACAUCUGGAACAACAUGAAGGACAUGGUCUCCUACACUCCUCUCAUUCUGGACCCAAACACUGCUCAUACAAAACUCAUCCUGUCUGAAGAUCUGACCAGUGUGAGACGAGGAGGAGAGAGGCAGCAGCUUCCUGAUAAUCCAGAGAGGUUUGAUUAUUACAGCUCUGUCCUGGGCUCUGAGGGCUUUAACUCAGGGACUCACAGCUGGGAUGUUGAAGUUGGAGACAGUACAUGGUGGGGACUGGGUGUUCUAGCAGAGUCUGUGCAGAGGAAGGGAAGCAUACUGUCUGGAUUAUGGAUAAUAUGGUUUGAGGAAGGUAAAUACUCAGCAUGGUCUCCAUUAGCAGGAUCCACUGCUCUCGCAGCACAGAUGAUCCAGAGGAUCAGAGUGAAUCUGGACUGGAACAGAGGAAAGCUGUCGUUCUCUGAUCCUGAUACUAACACACACAUACACACCUUCACACAUACUUUCACUCACAGGAUGUUUCCAUUCAUUAGCACUGAGGAUGAAGUGAAAGUGUUGCCUUUGAAGGUGUCUGUGUCAGUGGAGCAGAUGAGUUGAGGAUGAUGAUAUUUCUGUUUUUCCUUUUUCUUCCUUUUAAAAAUCCAGUUCUGUCUGGCAGCCUUUGCAAUCAGAAUUAUGAUAUGAAUGCACUGUUGUGCCAAACAUAUUUUGCUUUUCCAAAUCAGCUCUGUAUAUUCUCUAUGGGCUCCCCUUGUUUAAGGUUUAACUGUUUAUUUCAUCUAUGCAUGCUAUUUUGGUUAUUACAAUAUAUGUUGUAUAGAGUAUGAUCCUGUCUAUGGCAGGGCAAGAAGGAAAAAGGGAAGAGGCCCUAGAUGGGCACCUAUGACCGAAGGGUGACAGAGGGCCAGAGUCAAUGAGCAGCAGAUCCCACUAUAGGUGAGAGCCGAGACCAGGGUCCCAGGGCUCCAUGUACCGAAGAACUGUCCAGUACACAAGACAGUCCCCUACUUA
Molecule: messenger RNA, 1037 nt
Organism: Oreochromis niloticus (Nile tilapia)
Lineage: Eukaryota; Metazoa; Chordata; Actinopteri; Cichliformes; Cichlidae
Product: nuclear factor 7, ovary
Exons: 1
Coding region: 75-623 (182 amino acids)
Molecular function (GO): protein binding
Source: RefSeq, a predicted model, not a curated record